AUGGCUACCAUCGUGGAGUCUGCAUACGUUAGACAAGCAGGCACAGUUCAGCAAGAUAUGUCGUGGGUAGUAGCCGUGCGUGGCUGUACACGAUUCGACAUCAGAGUCCGACACAAAGAGAUUAAUGCGACACAUUUUGGUGAUCAGACGGAUGUUCCGGGAGACACUCGAAUUACGGGCGGAGAUGAAUGUUCUUAUACACCAGCUCAGUACAUAUUGCCUUUAAAGACCGAAAACUUACCGUUAGGGUGCAGUACUUUACCUCGAUUUGCUGCUCGUCAAAUCAGGGUCGACGAUCACGACCCUCGAAGAGGCGUUUAUGGGAAGGUUCCUAUACCAGAAGGAGGAAAUAUGUAUUUCAAGCCACGAGAAGAAGCCCGUGAGAAGGAGUUCGAUCGCGAGCUUAGCAUUUUAAACGAUAUCAAGAAGAAGUGUUUGGCUAAAGGCGAGAUCAAGUUACCAGAUCUGCAGGGUAUCGUGGUAUCUGGAGACGUUGAGGAAACAUGUAUUGGCAUGCUGAUGAAUGUAAUCCCUACGUCAUCAUUUGGCAUAGACCUAACAAGGCCCGAGUGCUGGGCACAAGGCGAGCUACACAAGAAGUGGGAGCAGCAGGUAAUUGCCACAGUGGAAGUGCUACAUACUCACGACAUUAUCUGGGGCGACGUCAAUGCGGGGAACAUUGUCAUUGACGAGGCGUUGAAUGCUUGGGUCAUCGACUUUGGUGGGAGGAACAACCCCGAAUUUGUGGACGACGACAAAGCAGAGACAAUAGAGGGUGACUGGCAAGGCGUGGAAAGAUUGUUUUAUGUGUGGCUGCCGAAUCGUAGAGCAGACAUUCCGUGGUAA
Lithohypha guttulata is the source of this 846-nucleotide messenger RNA. RefSeq lists its product as uncharacterized. The coding region runs from base 1 to 846 and encodes 281 amino acids. The record is from RefSeq and is a predicted model, not a curated record. The transcript has 2 exons. NCBI's taxonomy places the organism in Eukaryota, Fungi, Ascomycota, Eurotiomycetes, Chaetothyriales, Trichomeriaceae.